UUCUAGCACAUUCUACUGCUGCUAGAAGGUGCACCGCGGAUGGAUACGGCUGCACACUGAAACGGUUGUAUAAAGAUUCCCGUCUAUUAAAAGGAAGUCCCUUUCCAUUUCCCUGCGUCAGAGAGCAGAAGGGACGACGUAUUGGUUGUAUUUAUUCAAGAUAAGUCAACGGAAUAAAUAAGAUGCCUGAAGAAAUGCACCAAGAGGAGGAGGCUGAGACCUUUGCCUUCCAGGCAGAGAUUGCUCAGCUAAUGUCCCUGAUCAUUAACACCUUCUAUUCCAACAAAGAGAUCUUCCUCAGGGAGUUGAUCUCCAAUGCCUCUGAUGCUUUGGACAAAAUUCGCUAUGAAAGCUUGACAGACCCCACCAAGAUGGACAGCGGCAAGGAUCUGAAAAUUGACAUCAUCCCCAACAAAGCUGAACGCACCCUGACCAUCAUUGACACUGGAAUCGGCAUGACCAAAGCCGACCUGAUUAACAACCUGGGUACCAUCGCAAAGUCUGGCACCAAGGCCUUCAUGGAGGCCCUACAGGCUGGAGCUGACAUUUCCAUGAUCGGUCAGUUUGGUGUGGGUUUCUACUCUGCCUACCUUACUGCUGAGAGGGUGGUUGUCAUCACCAAACACAAUGAUGAUGAGCAGUACGUGUGGGAGUCCUCUGCCGGAGGUUCUUUUACAGUCAAGGUCGACAGCGGCGAGCCCAUUGGUCGUGGAACUAAGAUCAUCCUGCACCUGAAGGAUGACCAGACAGAGUACAUUGAGGAGAAGAGGAUCAAAGAAAUUGUGAAGAAGCACUCUCAGUUCAUUGGCUACCCCAUCACCCUGUUUGUGGAAAAGGAGCGUGACAAGGAGAUCAGUGAUGACGAGGCAGAGGAGGAAAAGGCAGAGAAGGAGGAGAAAGAAGAGGGUGAGGACAAGCCAAAGAUUGAGGAUGUGGGUUCCGAUGAUGAGGAGGACUCCAAAGACAAGGACAAGAAGAAGAAAAAGAAGAUCAAGGAGAAGUACAUUGACGAGGAGGAGCUGAACAAGACAAAGCCCAUCUGGACUAGGAACCCCGAUGACAUCACAAACGAAGAGUAUGGAGAGUUCUACAAGAGUCUGACCAACGACUGGGAGGAUCACCUGGCUGUCAAGCACUUCUCUGUGGAGGGUCAGCUCGAGUUCCGGGCCCUGCUGUUUGUUCCCCGCCGUGCACCUUUUGACCUCUUUGAGAACAAGAAAAAGAAGAAUAACAUCAAGCUGUACGUUAGGCGAGUCUUUAUCAUGGAUAACUGUGAAGAGCUCAUCCCAGAGUACCUGAACUUUGUCCGUGGUGUGGUCGACUCAGAGGACCUCCCUCUCAACAUCUCCCGAGAAAUGCUGCAGCAGAGCAAGAUCCUCAAAGUCAUUCGCAAGAACAUUGUCAAGAAGUGUCUGGAGCUCUUUGCCGAACUGGCUGAGGACAAGGAGAACUACAAGAAGUUGUACGAAGGUUUCUCCAAGAAUAUCAAGCUGGGCAUCCACGAGGACUCUCAAAACCGCAAGAAGCUGUCUGAGCUGCUGCGCUACCAUAGCUCCCAGUCUGGCGAUGAGACAACCUCCCUCACAGAGUACCUGACUCGCAUGAAGGAGAACCAGAAGUCAAUCUACUACAUUACUGGUGAGAGCAAGGAUCAGGUGGCCAACUCUGCCUUUGUCGAGCGUGUCCGCAAGCGUGGCUUCGAGGUCCUUUACAUGACGGAGCCCAUUGACGAGUACUGUGUCCAGCAGUUGAAGGAGUUUGAUGGAAAGAGCUUGGUCUCAGUCACCAAGGAGGGUCUAGAGCUGCCAGAGGAUGAAGAAGAGAAGAAAAAGAUGGAGGAGGAUAAGGCUAAUUUUGAGAGCCUCUGCAAGCUCAUGAAAGAGAUCCUUGACAAGAAAGUGGAGAAGGUGACUGUGUCCAACAGACUGGUGUCCUCACCCUGCUGUAUUGUGACAAGUACUUACGGCUGGACAGCUAACAUGGAGAGGAUCAUGAAGGCCCAGGCACUCAGGGACAACUCCACCAUGGGCUACAUGAUGGCUAAGAAACACCUGGAGAUCAACCCUGACCACCCCAUCGUGGAGACUCUCCGGCAGAAGGCAGAUGCUGACAAGAACGACAAGGCUGUGAAGGACCUAGUCAUCCUGCUGUUUGAAACUGCCCUGCUGUCCUCAGGCUUCUCCCUGGAUGACCCACAGACCCACUCCAACCGAAUCUACAGAAUGAUCAAACUCGGACUGGGUAUCGAUGACGACGAUGUCCCCACAGAGGAGGCCACUUCUACAGCCGUCCCAGAUGAGAUUCCUCCCCUAGAAGGUGACGGUGAAGAUGAUGCUUCACGUAUGGAAGAAGUUGAUUAAACCAACCUACCCCCAGAUUUCUAACACUUUAGCCUCACUUUUCAAUUGUUCAUCCUUAAAACUGCAGUUACUGCAAAACAAAUAGUCAUUCAUGUUAUGUGGUGGACCAGUGUUGCUCUUGCGUCCAGAGCGUUACUUUGCAAGACCUUUUUUAAGAAAAGCAGUUUUGGUUUUUGCUGUAUAAGUUCAUGGUGACAACACAUGUUUUAACAAGUACCCUGUUGCACUGAGUUUUAAAUGUUGGAGUGGUAAAUGUGUGAACAUGGGAAUGGUACAUUCCAUUAUCAGAUUAGGUCUGGAGAGUUUGGGAGGUUCUGCUCAUGUGCAACACUGCACGCUGCAUGGAGAGAGGACUGUAUGAUUCCUUUGCCUGAGUCCGGGCUUGUCUGUAUUCCAAGUCUUGUUUUGCAAAAAAAUUAAAGAUGUAAUACCUA
Molecule: messenger RNA, 2794 nt
Organism: Etheostoma cragini (Arkansas darter)
Lineage: Eukaryota; Metazoa; Chordata; Actinopteri; Perciformes; Percidae
Gene: hsp90ab1
Product: heat shock protein 90, alpha (cytosolic), class B member 1
Exons: 12
Coding region: 183-2360 (725 amino acids)
Biological process (GO): cellular response to heat; protein stabilization; protein folding
Cellular component (GO): protein-containing complex; perinuclear region of cytoplasm; cytosol
Molecular function (GO): ATP binding; ATP-dependent protein folding chaperone; disordered domain specific binding
Source: RefSeq, a predicted model, not a curated record